AAUAGGGAAACGGAUCAGGCGCGGGCGGGAAGGGGAAGAGGAUGGUUAGAGUGAAAGCGGUUUGUAUGCGGUUAGAUGUUCUUGAAAAGAGUGACACUUUCAAUAGGGCUACGACGCAGAUAAGCUGGGGUUGGUAGGAAGGAUCGUUGCCGAGGCGGCAUUUUUAUUCAUUGGAAAACCUGGGAUCAAAGAUGUUCCCACGGAGAAUGUAAUCAAAGCAGGGUAGAUGGCUAGAUGGUGUAGGUUGCGUUAGAUGAGAUUACAAGAUUAAUUACGGUGUGAGUACGUGUGAACGCAACGUGUGCUUGGUUGACGUGGAUAGUCCAGAGCGGGGUCCUUAUAUGGACGCACUAGUGCUGUCGAGGCUCGUAAAUGAACUCACCAUUGGAAGUCAGCAAGGUCUCUAUGCGCAGCGGCUGCAGGAGCAGCAGAGUUACAGUCAAGUUCCGGAUAUUGGAGAGUCGGCUAUUUCGGCCGCACCGUUCGCCCUGUUGACGUUGAACCAAACGCUGAGUCACUCCUUGGCGGGUGCAACAGCGCACGAAGGCUACGGUGGUACGGAUGUUGUCCUGAAUCCUGCGGUUGCGGCAGCUGCGGCUGUGACCAGUACCAGUACAACAACUGCCGGGUCGAUCAUCGCAUCUACACUAGCCGGCAAGGCACUUGAGCACGAACCGGAGAUCGACACAAUCCGGAAGGUGAUCAUAUGUAUCGUUCUACUAGCUGUGAUAUUCGGUACCAUCGUGGGCAAUAUUCUAGUCUGUGUGGCGGUCUGCCUGGUGCGGAAACUGCGCAGGCCAUGCAACUACCUUCUGGUUUCGCUAGCAGUGUCGGAUCUGUGCGUGGCCUGCCUGGUGAUGCCUCCGGCCUUGAUGUACGAAGUCCUCGGCGAGUGGAACUUCGGUAGAGUAUUCUGUGAUAUUUGGGUGUCGUUCGACGUGCUUUCGUGCACGGCUUCGAUCCUGAACCUGUGUGCGAUAUCCGUUGAUCGGUACUGGGCGAUCACGAAACCCCUGGAGUACGGCGUCAAACGAACUCCCCGCCGGAUGAUGCUCUGCGUAGCGCUCGUCUGGUUGGCAGCUGCCUGCAUAUCGCUGCCACCGCUUCUAAUCCUAGGCAAUAAGCACACGAUCGGCGAAGGUCCCGAACAGCGCCCCUUCUGUGCCGUUUGCGAAGACGUAGGUUAUCAAAUUUACGCCACCCUGGGGUCCUUCUACAUACCCCUGGCGGUGAUGCUUUUUGUAUACUAUCAGAUAUUCCGAGCCGCCCGGCGAAUAGUCAAGGACGAAAAGCGGGCCCAAACAAGACUGGAAAACUCCCUCGCAGUGGAUAAAAACCAAGCCAUGCUCAAACCCCCGGAACCGCUGCCAAGUUCCGUCGGGUCGCCCCACCAGAAGAAACUUCGCUUUCAGCUAGCCAAAGAACGCAAAGCUUCCACCACCUUGGGCAUCAUCAUGUCCGCCUUCACCAUCUGCUGGCUGCCCUUCUUCAUCCUGGCCCUGGUCCGGCCGCUCAUGGACGACGACUAUCCCACCCUCUCGUCCUUCUUCCUGUGGCUAGGCUACGCCAACUCCCUCCUAAACCCCAUCAUCUACGCCACCCUGAACCGGGACUUCCGGAAGCCCUUCCAGGAGAUCCUGUACUUCCGCUGCUCGAACCUGAACAUCCUGAUGCGCGAGGACUUCUACCACAGCCAGUACGGCGAACCGGGCUCGCAGCGCUUUGUCCUGGACAACGAAGGCCAGCACACGGCGCGAGAGAGCUUUCUCUGAAACAUUACCACGCUCGUGGCCCUGCCGGCCUUGACCGAUACAAUCAGUAGUGCACCGCCACCCCCCACGUGACCUGCACCAACGUUUGCGAUUGCGAGUUUCGAGUGCCCGUGCUGCGAGUGAAUGCGCCAUGUUCGUUGCCGUGUAGCGCGCGAUCCGGGUAGAUCAGUAUAGUAGUGUUAGUAGAUUGUUAGACGUCGUCGGAGCGAGGCUCAACUUUUAUUAGUACGUGUAUGUGUAGUGCGCUGAUCAAGUCAGCGAUCCCCCGCUGAUAUCGGUGGAGUAUUAUUAUCGUAGGAAGAGACACAAGCGAUACGUUUUCGUACCUACUCUGGGUGAAAGUUAUUAAAUUAAUAAUUUUCAGACCGGGUUGUAUUAUGUAUAAGGGAUAUGUUAUAGGAGGAUACGGUUGGUUGGUUGAGUUGGUGAUUCAAGAGAACUGGUCUUGUAGAAUACGGUUGUUAAUAGAUUAGUAACUAUAACUCUCAAAAGCAAACCUUGAUUUUUUUUAAAUUAUGUCCCUUAGUUGUAGACCAUUAUUCUAAAAUCAAUUUCUCGGUAUUUGUAUUUGCUUAGCGGUAGCAUCAUGAAGGGUAUCAGAAUCAACGUUGUCUAGAGACAUACUGUUAAGAAUUCUGUUAGGAAUUUCAAGAAGGUUCUCAGGAACUUUUUAGAUAUUGCUACUCAGAUUAUCGACAAACUUUUCACAAUGAUAGACAGGAAUACUUAAGGGGAAUUCGACAAGGCUUAUUGGUUUGUUUUGCUAACGUAAGAACUAGGUACACGACAUUCACAAGACGCGACACGCGAGACAAGACAUAACACUUAUCGUUCAAGGCAGUUAGAAAGGCUUCGCAUCUCAAUGCCUGGGAGUCUAUGCUCAUAUCAAACGAAACGAAGCCAUUGAUGAACGAA
Molecule: messenger RNA, 2687 nt
Organism: Aedes albopictus (Asian tiger mosquito)
Lineage: Eukaryota; Metazoa; Arthropoda; Insecta; Diptera; Culicidae
Product: 5-hydroxytryptamine receptor 1-like
Exons: 1
Coding region: 342-1772 (476 amino acids)
Biological process (GO): G protein-coupled receptor signaling pathway, coupled to cyclic nucleotide second messenger; chemical synaptic transmission
Cellular component (GO): plasma membrane; dendrite
Molecular function (GO): G protein-coupled serotonin receptor activity; neurotransmitter receptor activity
Source: RefSeq, a predicted model, not a curated record